This is a messenger RNA of Scatophagus argus, 1628 nucleotides long. It is a transcript of the gene wdr45, whose product is annotated as WD repeat domain 45. The record is from RefSeq and is a predicted model, not a curated record. Gene Ontology annotation, molecular function: phosphatidylinositol-3,5-bisphosphate binding; phosphatidylinositol-3-phosphate binding; protein binding. Lineage: Eukaryota; Metazoa; Chordata; Actinopteri; Scatophagidae. Gene Ontology annotation, cellular component: phagophore assembly site membrane; extrinsic component of membrane; cytosol. The transcript is spliced from 11 exons. Bases 240 to 1316 code for a protein of 358 amino acids. Gene Ontology annotation, biological process: autophagy of mitochondrion; protein lipidation; protein localization to phagophore assembly site.
UCAAGAAGCGGAACAAAACCGGAAGCACGUGUGCCUUACGUCACUGCUGGACAACAAAAACAAAUCGCCGUCUCACAUCGCUGUUGUUGUUGUUGUUUCGCUCUGUUUGUCGUGUUCACAGCUUUGAAAACAUCCACGUCGUCUCGACUCUGCGGGUUCAUGGUUGUCGGUCGGGUGCAGCUGAAGCUUUAGCUGGUAACUGGUACUGGUAACGUUCCGGUAACGUUAGCUGGGCAGCCAUGGCUCAGCAGAGAGGAGUCAACAGCCUGCAGUUCAACCAGGACCAGAGCUGUUUCUGCUGUGCGAUGGAGACAGGGGUCCGGAUUUACAACGUGGAGCCCCUGAUGGAGAAAGGUCACCUGGACCACGAGCAGGUGGGCAGCGUGGCCCUGUGCUCCAUGCUGCAUCGAUCCAACCUGUUGGCCAUCGUGGGAGGAGGAGUCAACCCCAAGUUCUCAGAAAUAUCUGUGCUGAUCUGGGACGACGCUCGGGAGUCACGAGACCCCAAAGACAAACUGGUCCUCGAGUUCACUUUCACUAAACCUGUUCUGGCUGUUCGCAUGAGGCAUGACAAGAUCAUCAUUGUCUUAAAGAACAGGAUCUACGUGUACAGUUUUCCGGAUAACCCUGUCAAACUUUUUGAGUUUGACACUAGAGAUAACCCCAAAGGCUUGUGUGAUUUAUGUCCCAGUCUGGAGAAACAGUUGCUUGUUUUUCCGGGUCACAAAUGUGGCAGCCUGCAGCUGGUUGAUUUAUCCAACACCAAACCUGGCACAUCAUCUGCCCCUUUCACCAUCAACGCCCACCAGAGCGAGAUCGCCUGCGUGGCGCUGAACCAGCCGGGCAGCGUCGCAGCUUCGGCCUCACGCAAAGGAACGCUCAUCCGGCUGUUCGACACGACGACCAGAGACAAGCUGGUGGAGCUGCGCAGGGGAACCGACCCGGCCACCCUCUACUGCAUCAACUUCAGCCACGACUCCUCGUUCCUGUGUGCCUCCAGUGACAAAGGCACCGUUCACAUCUUCGCUCUCAAAGACACCAAACUGAACCGCCGCUCCGCCCUGGCGCGUGUUGGGAAGGUGGGCCCUGUGAUUGGUCAGUAUGUGGACAGCCAGUGGUCAUUGGCCAGCUUCACCGUGCCGGCUGAGUGCGCCUGCAUCUGUGCUUUUGGAAAGAACACGUCCAAGAACGUGAACUCUGUCAUCGCCAUAUGUGUGGACGGGACCUUCCACAAGUACGUGUUCACCCCUGACGGAAACUGCAACCGAGAAGCCUUCGACGUGUAUCUGGACAUAUGCGACGACGAUGACUUCUGAGGCCAGUUGGAAAUCAGCAGUGGGAGGGCAAAGAAGUGAGGACGAGGAGGAAACACGAGGAGGACAACGAUGACAGAUGAAAAUGACUGGAGUUAAUGGUUAUUGCUCUGAGGACAGAUGGGAAGCUGGCCUGAGACAGAAGGUCCCAGAUGACUUCAUGCUGUUGUGUAAAAUAGUUUGUGUUUGUCGUCAGUUGUAUCUGCCGUCUGUAGCAGCUGAACUUGAACGCAGUUUUCUUCCACACCGACUCUGACCUGCAUUCAGCGUUUGUGUCCACAGCCGAGCUCACAGUAAAAAAUGUUUUGAAACGUG